Messenger RNA from Beta vulgaris subsp. vulgaris (sugar beet), 1062 nucleotides. RefSeq names its product F-box protein At1g55000. The record is from RefSeq and is a predicted model, not a curated record. The transcript has 2 exons. Lineage: Eukaryota; Viridiplantae; Streptophyta; Magnoliopsida; Caryophyllales; Amaranthaceae. Gene Ontology annotation, molecular function: protein binding. Bases 33 to 833 code for a protein of 266 amino acids.
ACCUCUCCUUUAAUAUCUCUUUACACCAAAAAAUGCAGUUGAGGUGUUGUGGAGACGAAGAAGAGGACAACCUCCUCCAUCAACCCCUUAUUACACCCUCUCACUCGCAAACUUUGCAAACCACCUCCAUUAUCACCAAAGAAGCAACAAUUUCUCCGAUGAAUUCUAACUUUUCAGCUCUAAUUUGCAGAGAUGUUCUCAGAAUCAUCUUCGAGAAGCUUCCUAUCGACGAUUUAGCUCGCGCUGGUUGCGUUUGCAGGAUUUGGAGCUCCGUUGCUUCCGAUAGAGAAAUUCAAACGGCGGCGUUUAGGGCGCCAUGGAAAUUGAAGGAAAUUGUUGGAAGUCCAACUUCUGGAAGCUUCUGGAGAGAUAAUAGCUUGAAUAAAUUCGCCAUUUCUCAUCGCAUUCUUCGAGGUGAUUCUGUCGCUAGUCUCGCUGUCAAGUAUUCUGUUCAGGUUAUGGACAUAAGACGACUGAACAACAUGAUGAGCGACCAUGGCAUUUACUCAAGGGAAAGGUUGCUCAUCCCUGUGAGAAGUCCAAACAUCCUUAUUGAUAGUACAUGCUACAUAGAACUUGAUCUGUACGCAAGAAGGGAAGUAGCAGUCUUGUAUCUGGAGGGAGGUCCAGAAGGGAGAAAGUCUGUCUGCUCUACCAGCAGGGAAACCUCCGAUCUGGGUAAGAGAAGGGUACUUGAAUCUGUUAGAAGGAGCUUGCAGGUUGAUGAUGAGAUUGCUCGGUACUAUCUUUCUGUAACUGAUGGUGAUCCACGGGCAGCACUCUCGGAAUUCUCCAAGGACCUUAGAUGGGAAAGACAGACAGGUCUAAUCUAGCUGAAGAUUAAAACAGAAAGGUGCAAUUGCCAAAGCAGAAGGCUAGGUCGCUUUCUGUUGUAAGCCUUACCGUUAUCGGUGUGAUUCUAUACUUGAACGGAGUACCAUCACUCCGCUUAUUGCUGGGUAUAUCCAUUUGCUGACCUCAAGGGCAGGCAAACAUUUAGCGGUCUUAUCGGCAAGCAUGGUAUAAGAACACUGUAAAAGUAAGGGAAAUUCCCACUGGUAA